Messenger RNA from Phytophthora sojae, 153 nucleotides. RefSeq lists its product as hypothetical. NCBI's taxonomy places the organism in Eukaryota, Oomycota, Peronosporomycetes, Peronosporales, Peronosporaceae. The transcript has a single exon. The record is from RefSeq and is a predicted model, not a curated record. The annotation marks the transcript as partial.
CGACAAGGUGAAGGGCUAGAUAAUCCCUACGAGGUCCACCAGUUGACAGCGCUGUUGUGGUGCGAGGAUGCCUGGUCAAAGGUUAGUGCUUCGACCAUACGCCACUGUUGGAAUCAUUCCGGACUCUUAGGUCAUCAGUUCAUUUUGAAAUAA